AUGUCUACCAGCAACUUACUUUCUCUUGCUGGCUGGACAUUUCUCCCAAAUUUUGUCACAGGAUGGCUCCAGACGAUAUACUAUGGGAUUAUGAUCCGCGCCGGUGACCCAAAACCACAGCCAGGCUCUCCGCGCUACAUCACACAUCGCCGGCGCAUACACAUCAUAGUAGUAUCUGCCUACCUCCUUUAUACAAUAUACGAAGCAGACUGGGAAAUACGGCGGGCGAGCGACUUUUAUCAAGAUCUGGGAGUGCCAUAUACCGCUACAGAAAGGGAGAUCAAGUCCAGGUUUCGGCGGUUAGCAGCGAUCCACCAUCCUGACAAGGUGUCCUCCACAUCCACCACCACGGAAGGAUAUUUCGUGCACCUAAAACUCGCCCAAGACACUCUCCUAAACCCCGCAAAGAGAUUUGCAUAUGAGCGCUUUGGACCCGAAAUCACAGAGUGGCAGCGCUGUUCCGGCAUCCGCGACUUCGUCGUGCAUGGCUUACAAUCAAUCCUCCCCUAUUACGGCGCGGCGGCAAUUUUCAUGUAUAUUUUGGGAAUGAUGGGAUAUUUGGAGUGGGGCAAAUACUGGCGGUGGCUCACACUGGUUGGAUUCUGCGUGUUCGAAUUAUAUACUGUUUCUCGGCCUCAUUUUCCCUCCUUCGCGGCCAACAUCGUCAACCCCUUCCUCACGAACUUCACCGCACACCCCCCCUACCUCCCUUUUCAACUCAUCCAACUGGGACGAAAAUUCAGCAUUACCCUUUACAUCGCAUUUUCGCAGAUAGGACCGCAUCUCGAACCUCCUACCCCGGUCGCAUCGAAUGCGGGCCCAGAAGUGCAGUUGAAACAGCAAUUAGAUCGGUUAGAAGCCACAGCGAAGAUCGUGGACGUGGAAGCUACGAGAGACGUACAGCUGGAACUGAGUCCGUUUAUGGGCGACGAGCAGGCUAUCGGGGAAGUAAAGGGCAAGAUGAAGGAGUGGCUGGUACAGAACACGAUACAGAGCGAUCCUGAGGUUCGAGAUGCGAUAGGCACCUUGCUGAAGAAGAGGAGAACGGAUGCGCCUGCUGGGGCUAGAGGAAAUAGAUAG
Messenger RNA from Cadophora gregata, 1080 nucleotides. RefSeq lists its product as uncharacterized. The transcript is spliced from 2 exons. The record is from RefSeq and is a predicted model, not a curated record. NCBI's taxonomy places the organism in Eukaryota, Fungi, Ascomycota, Leotiomycetes, Helotiales, Ploettnerulaceae. Bases 1 to 1080 code for a protein of 359 amino acids.